Physeter macrocephalus (sperm whale) is the source of this 2078-nucleotide messenger RNA. RefSeq names its product integrin subunit beta 5 (gene ITGB5). Bases 1 to 1911 code for a protein of 636 amino acids. Gene Ontology annotation, biological process: integrin-mediated signaling pathway; cell adhesion mediated by integrin; cell-matrix adhesion. The transcript is spliced from 11 exons. The record is from RefSeq and is a predicted model, not a curated record. NCBI's taxonomy places the organism in Eukaryota, Metazoa, Chordata, Mammalia, Artiodactyla, Physeteridae. Gene Ontology annotation, cellular component: integrin complex; focal adhesion; cell surface. Gene Ontology annotation, molecular function: integrin binding.
AUGGCUGGUCUCAACAUAUGCACUAGUGGAAGUGCCACCUCGUGUGAAGAAUGUCUGCUAAUCCACCCAAAAUGUGCCUGGUGCUCCAAAGAGGACUUUGGCAGCCUGCGGUCGGUCACCUCCCGGUGCGACUUGAAGGCAAACCUGGUCAGGAACGGCUGUGGCGGCGAGUUUGAGAGUCCGGUCAGCAGCACCCAGGUCCUGCGGAGCCUGCCUCUCAGCAGCAAGGGCUCCAGCCCAGUGGGGUCAGAUGUCAUCCAGAUGACACCGCAGGAGGUCACGGUGAACCUGCGGCCCGGUGACAAGACUACCUUCCAGCUGCAGGUUCGACAGGUGGAGGAUUAUCCAGUGGACUUGUACUACCUGAUGGACCUCUCUCUGUCCAUGAAGGAUGACUUGGACAACAUUCGGAGCCUGGGCACCAAGCUUGCCGAGGAGAUGAGGAAACUCACCAGCAACUUCCGCUUGGGGUUUGGGUCUUUUGUAGACAAGAACAUCUCUCCUUUCUCCUACACAGCGCCAAGGUACCAGACCAACCCGUGCAUUGGCAGUCAUAGUUUUGUUCCUCUCCUCCCUUCCUCAACCGACCCCAUCAACCGAGACAGUAAACACCUGAAGUCCGAAGCCAUGGACCAGCACAGCACAGAAGGUUACAAGCUAUUCCCAAACUGUGUCCCCUCCUUUGGGUUCCGCCAUCUGCUGCCUCUCACAGACAGAGUGGACAGCUUCAACGAGGAAGUUCGGAAGCAGAGGGUGUCCCGGAACCGCGAUGCCCCCGAGGGCGGCUUUGAUGCAGUGCUCCAGGCGGCUGUCUGCAAGGAGAAGAUCGGCUGGCGAAAGGACGCGCUGCACUUGCUGGUGUUCACAACGGAUGACGUGCCCCACAUCGCGCUGGACGGAAAGCUGGGUGGCCUGGUGCAGCCUCAUGACGGCCAGUGCCACCUGAAUGAGGCCAACGAGUACACUGCCUCCAACCAGAUGGACUAUCCAUCCCUUGCCUUGCUUGGAGAGAAACUGGCAGAAAACAACAUCAACCUCAUCUUUGCAGUGACGAAGAACCAUUAUAUGCUCUACAAGAAUUUUACAGCCCUGAUACCUGGAACAACGGUGGAGAUAUUACACGGAGACUCCAAAAAUAUAAUUCAACUGAUUAUCAAUGCAUACAACAGCAUCCGGUCUAAAGUGGAGCUGUCCGUCUGGGAUCAGCCUGAGGAUAUUAAUCUUUUCUUCACUGCUACCUGCCAGGAUGGUGUAUCUUACCCUGGUCAGAGGAAGUGUGAAGGCCUGAAGAUCGGGGACACAGCGUCCUUUGAGGUGUCGGUGGAGGCCCGGAGUUGCCCGGGCAAACACGCGCAGCCCAUGUUCACCCUGCGGCCUGUGGGAUUCCGGGACAGCCUGGAGGUGGGGGUCACCUACAACUGCAGGUGCAGCUGCAGCACUGGGCUGGAGCCGGACAGCGCCAGGUGCAGCGGCAACGGGACUUACGUCUGUGGCAUGUGUGAGUGCAACCCCAGCUACCUGGGCACCAGGUGCGAGUGCCAGGAAGGGGAGAGCCAGAGCGGGUACCAGAACUUGUGCCGAGAAGCGGAGGGCAAGCCCCUGUGCAGCGGACGCGGUCAGUGCAGCUGCAACCAGUGCUCCUGCUUCGAGAGCGAGUUUGGGAAGAUCUACGGGCCCUUCUGCGAGUGCGACAACUUCUCCUGCGCCAGGAACAAAGGAGUCCUCUGCUCAGGUAGGCACCCCCGCAAGCACUUGUGCUCUGAGCCAGGCACCGGCCUGGGUGCCGUUUGGACAUCCCCAAAGCAUGCCUUUUACUUACUGCCACAGUCCUCCUGGGAAAAGACAAGGGCAAGCCUUGGGGGUGGGACCAGUGUGUCGAAUACAAAAGCAGGAGAUGGCACUGCUGCGUGAUGUGGACUCUCAGAGUUGGAGGGGUCGGCCGUGGGUCACCCAGGACUUAACCACACAGCAUUCCUGACACACAGGUGAUCAGCCUCUUCUGGAUUGCCUCUGGGGACAAGGCGCUCCCUGGGGCCAGAAGAGGUUAUUCCCUUGUUAGACAUCCCAUUCGUCUCCUA